Messenger RNA from Symbiodinium sp. CCMP2456, 1182 nucleotides. The record is from the annotation of a GenBank genome assembly. Lineage: Eukaryota; Dinophyceae; Suessiales; Symbiodiniaceae.
AUGACGACCGAGCCAACGAUUGCUGCCAAGUGCACGGCAGAGUUCGUGGGCACCUUCCUCUUGAUCUUCACGGUGGGCUGCAACGUGUUGGGUGGAUCGGCGACCUGGGCCGGUGUGUCCAUCGCCUUUGUCCUGAUGGUGUGCAUCUAUGCACUGGGCGGCAUAUCGGGGGCGAAUUUCAACCCGGCCGUGUCCGUGACGCUGGGCAUCUCCCGUGCCAUGGGAGGUCCAGGUCUGGAUUGGAAGACGGUUGGCAUCUACGCCGGCGUGCAAACUGCUGCCGGCAUUUCGGCCGCCAUCUGCUAUUCCUUGCUCUUCGGCCAGAGCUUUAACCUGGCUCCUGCCAAAGGCUUCUCGUGGUACCAUGCGGGGCUCUGCGAACUCCUCUACACCUUCAUGCUGACCUUCGUUGUCAUGAAUGUGGCGGCUGCCAAGAAGAACGUCGCGGAGAAGAACCAGUACUACGGCAUGGCCAUCGCCUUCACCGUGGUUGCAGGUGCCUAUGGUGCCGGUGCUGUCUCCGGCGGCUGCUUCAACCCGGCCGUGGCUUUGGGCAUCGACGUGUCCAGCGCGGGCAGCGGCUUCGGUUGGUCCAUUGCCUACGUCGUCUUCGAGCUUCUGGGUGCUGCCAUGGCCGCCGCUCUCUUCAAGGUGGUUCGCCCUGAAGAUUUUGGAGGAGAGAAGAGCCAGGCGACCGAGCUGGUGAGCGAGUUCCUGGGAACCUACAUGUUGGUCCUCACCGUCGGCCUCAACGUCCUUGGCAGCUCUAAGGCUGCAGCCUUCUCCAUUGCUGCGGGCCUCACCUCGAUGAUCUACGCCCUGGGCGACGUCUCCGGUGCUCACUUCAACCCGGCCGUCACCGUUGCCAUUCUCGCCUCCGGCCGCUGCCCUGAGCUCACGCCAGCCAAGGCCGGUACCUAUGCCUCCCACCUCUUCGGCCUCGCCAUCGGCUCUUGCGUCACCGUCGGUGGCUUUGCCAUCGGUGGCAUCUCUGGUGGAUCCCUGAACCCGGCCGUCUCCUUCGGCAUUGCAGCAGCCAACAUUCUGAAUGGAGGCUUCUUCUUCAAAGCCUUCAUCUACUCAGGAUUCGAGCUCGUGGGUGCCGCAGUUGCUGCCGGCGUCUUCAAGGUGACCCACGAGCUUGAGUCCACCGCGAGUGAGAAGAAGGAAGUGGACGCCUGA